AUGCUGCAGCUGAAGCCGAAACUAAAUGAUCUAAUGAGAUGUAACGUAGGUGAUGGCAAGACAGCCAGCUUCUGGUACGACUGGUGGACUGACCUUGGACUCCUAAUCUCUGUCUUUGGUGCUAGAGGGCCGGGGAUUUACAAAUCCCGUUACAUUCUACUGUCUCCUCGGCUGCAGCCAAUGCCUCCGUCAGACUCGCGCGGGAAGGACGUUUUCCUCUGGCGGAAUGGUGAUUGGGCUGAUUGGUCUUUCUCUAAGAAAUUUUCAUCUAAAGCAACGUGGAAUCUCUUGAGACAAAGAUCUCCUGUCGUUCCUUGGUGUAAUCUUGUUUGGUUUAAAGAAGCGGUUCCUAGAUUCUCUUUUGUAUCUUGGAUGACAGUGUUAGCAAGGUUGCCUACUAGGGACAGGCUAAUCUCAUGGGGAAUGACGGUCCCGGCAGCAUGUACCCUCUGCUCCUCGGGUCUGGAAUCUCAUGCUCAUCUGUUCUUCAACUGUACUUUUUCCUCAGCAGUUUGGUCUCAUUUUGCUGGAUGGAUGUUUUCCACUCCGCCGGUCUCCCCAGACUCUGUUAUCACCAUCAUCGACAGGCCUUACAUUGCCUCUUGUCCUGGUGCGGCAACUGUUAUUAAGCUUUUGGCGCAGGUCAUUGUUUACUGUCUGUGGUGUGAGAGGAACCAUCGCAUCUUCCGUCAAGUAUCAUCUACCGAAGCAGCGAUCAUCUCCAGGGUUGGCCGCUUGAUGGGGGAUUGUCUCCUUUCGCUGCCGCCGCCUCGUGAGGGAUCAGCCUCCUACUUGCUGCUGUUUCUCUCAUCUCGCUCCUUGUUCCCGCCUUAG
Molecule: messenger RNA, 834 nt
Organism: Brassica napus (rape)
Lineage: Eukaryota; Viridiplantae; Streptophyta; Magnoliopsida; Brassicales; Brassicaceae
Exons: 2
Coding region: 1-834 (277 amino acids)
Source: RefSeq, a predicted model, not a curated record